AAAAAGUAUUUCUCUUAACUUUAUCUGAUUUCUUUAUUAUAUUCUCCUUACGUGACUCUUCGGUAUUCCUCCGAGAUCCCGAUUGUGUCGCCAGUGGCGUUGUUGGGACUAAAGCGUGUAGAUUGGAAAAGUAACUUUUGGACCCUAUAUUUCUCGAGACUCGUUCAUAACGUUAGAAAAGGGAUAAUUUAAGAUGGCAGCUCUUGGAAGACGUCUUAUUCCUUUGAUGGAUAGAAUUCUUGUUGAAAGAUUUGCUGCAGAGACACAAACUAAAAGUGGAAUCAUGAUUCCUGACAAAGCUCAAGCUAAGGUUCAAAGUGGUACUAUAGUAGCUGUAGGUCCUGGAGGCAGGAAUGAAAAAGGAGAAACCAUUCCUGUGAGUGUUAAAGUUGGUGACAAGGUCUUGCUUCCUGACUGGGGAGGUACAAAAGUUGAAGUUGAAGAAAAGGAGUAUUACUUGUUUCGUGACAGCGAUAUCUUAGGAAAAUGGGAAAGUUGAACAAUAAACAACUUAGCUACAUAUCUUUUACAGUACAACAAACAAAAAAUUAAUGUAAAUACUAUUAAGUGUCAUGAGAUAAAUAUGAAAUAUUUUACUAAAAAUUUAGAAGAAAAAAAACCUAACAAACUAGUCCACAUAAGCCUGAGACAUGUGUGAUCCAUACUCCUAAAAUUCAUGUUACUAAAAACUGUUACUUAAAUAUGUUAAUCGAUUUGCUUUUACGUUUGAAUAAAAUGCCAUAAUGUAGUAUAGAUAA
Limulus polyphemus (Atlantic horseshoe crab) is the source of this 758-nucleotide messenger RNA. Its product is annotated as 10 kDa heat shock protein, mitochondrial-like. Bases 194 to 499 code for a protein of 101 amino acids. NCBI's taxonomy places the organism in Eukaryota, Metazoa, Arthropoda, Merostomata, Xiphosura, Limulidae. Gene Ontology annotation, cellular component: mitochondrial matrix. Gene Ontology annotation, molecular function: protein-folding chaperone binding; metal ion binding; protein folding chaperone. The record is from RefSeq and is a predicted model, not a curated record. The transcript is spliced from 4 exons.